This is a messenger RNA of Scylla paramamosain (green mud crab), 3184 nucleotides long. RefSeq names its product FK506-binding protein 5-like. The coding region runs from base 265 to 2310 and encodes 681 amino acids. The transcript has 5 exons. NCBI's taxonomy places the organism in Eukaryota, Metazoa, Arthropoda, Malacostraca, Decapoda, Portunidae. The record is from RefSeq and is a predicted model, not a curated record.
UUUACUUUAGUUGAAAUUAAUUUGUUGAAUAUGACGAAAUUUAUCUCUUUUUUUCAAGAAGAAAUUUAUUUAUUAAAUGAAACUUAGUAAAUUUAACUGAAAUAUGAAUUCACACAAUGUUGACUUGCGAGCGAGCCAGAGGCGGAACAAAUCCCACCGUGAUUUCAUUAGGCUUUUUGAAGCCAUUCUGUGAAUGAGAGAAAGAGAGAAUACAAUCUAUUUCAUACUAUUACUAGACAUCCGCCCUCCGCCUCGUGAAUCGUGAUGCAGGAGAGGUGGUCAGCCUGGAAGGAGAAUGAACAUCACAGACAAGGCAGCAGUGCCACCACUGAGGGAGAGAAAGAGAAUGUGUCACUCUCUGUAUCAAGGAACAAAUGCACUCACUCAUACCCUGAUCCUGCAAUAUGGCUGGAAGAAAGUGCAUCAGAGAUGCUGCAAGACACCCAGUAUGGCAUUACCUACCUUGAGAGAGAGCUGCACAAGAUGGAGCAAAAGAAGAGGGCCUACACACACUUUUACAAGCAAGCACAUUGUCCUUGCACACCCUCACCCUGUCCAGCACCUUACUUCAGUGCAAGAUAUCACCUAGAGGCCCUCAAAAGUCCCAGUGCUAAUGAGAAAACCAGGGAGAAGGUGAUGGGAGCCUUCCACGCAUGGUACAAGGGUCAGAUGGAUGCCAUGAUGCAUUAUGUUAAUUGCAUACAAACUGACCUGGACAGUUUGGCUUCAAGGGACCUGGUUGGCAUGGAGAUGAGGACUGUCAGCUCUACUACAAAACUCAUUGGCCACUUCCACACCUUCCAAUCUAACCAGUCCAAGCUCCCACUUAACCCCCGGUACCUGUUCCUCAAGUAUGCACACUGCCUACUACCCAGGGUCCACACACAGGUGAUGCAUACAGUGUUUGAGAAAAUGUAUGGCCUUGAGAAAGCAAGUCAUCUUAUACAUGAAGAAGAGGAAGGCAAGAGGAGGGCUGCACUUAGAGUGACAUACAAAGUGUCACAAUGUGUAGAGGAAAUCCUUCGUGAUGCAAGGCAGGCAUUACCAGAGGGCAUCCGCACCUUCCUGUUUUUGGUGUACAUGGAACAAAAGAUGCAGAAGCUCCUCUCUUUACUGGAGGAGGCUGUCACCACCAUAGAGGACUCCCAGGAAAUCUUCGACAUCCUAUCAUGGACAGAAGACGUAUCCUGGGGAGUUACCACUGAAGGGAACUACUCUCAUGAGAUAUUAAACUUGCUUGUAAAGGACAUUGAGACAAUAGAUGAUGCUUUUACUAGUAGUGGUGAUAUUAAUAGGGCUACUGGCAGUGAUGGUAGUGCUAAUGAUGGUGUCUUCCAGCAAGAUUCUUCCUCCAAGGAGCAUGAAGAGGAGGAGCAGGAGAAAGAAAGAGAGCUGGAAGAAAUAUUGAAAGAGGUGCUGUUGUCUGGGUGUGAAUCUCUGCAGGUGCCUGGUGUUGUCCAAUAUUUAGUAGAAGAGGAUGAAGGACCUGAAGAAGAGGAAGAGGAGGAAGAAGAAAUUGAUAUUCUGGAGGAGAGGGAAAAAAAAGAAAGAGAGAUAGAAGAAGUAGUACAGGAAGGAAAGAUAGUAGAAAAAAUAGAUAACAAAGAAGAAAAAAGAGAGGAAGAAGAAGAAGAAGCAGUAGAAGAAGAAAAGGAAGUAGAAAAAGUAGAUGGUCAAGAAGAAGCAGAAAGUGAAGAAUUAGAAGUAGAUGAAGAGGCAGAAAAAGGAGAAGUAAAAGAAAGAGAUAAAAAAGAACAAGAAGAAAAUGGGGAACAAAAAGAUGAAGAACGUAAUGGAAAGGGAAGAGGAAUAGAAUGCAGAAGAGAUGUGGAAGAAUGUGAUGUUGCUGAUACAGGGCAUGACCACCUUUCAUCACCACCACCACCACCACCAUUGUCACAAAAAGAUGUGGUAGUAUAUCCUGUUUCUUCCAAAGGGCAUCACCACCACACUUGCACUACCACCACAACCACCAACACCACAUCCCCACCACCAAAAUCAGAUCAAACAAAAUAUGGAGAUGAAACAGUAGAUGCAGACCAUGACCUGCCUCACCUUUACAGUUCUCCAACAUUAUCACCCACAUCACUUUCCUUCAAGGACAUGGUAACACCUUCACCACCAGCACAGUCUCUCUCACCACCAGCAGCCCUGUCUCCAAAGCACCCCAGAAAGCUGGCGUCAAGGACCAGCUUCUGCCACUUGUGUUACUACCGCAGGAAACAUCAUCCUUCGAGGCUCCCCAUCUACUUCCCUUGCCGUGUGAGGCCCCAAGGAUACCACAUAGGAUACAUAGAGGAUGCCAUGUAGAAUAUGUACUCUUACAAAAACUUAUAUCAUGUAGGAUGCCUUUAGGAUACUGCAUAGGAUGUUUCUUGUUGGAUUUCUGAUAGGAUGAAUGAGAUAUGUAGGAUAUGUCUUUAGUAGGAUACCUAAUGUGAUGAAUAAGACACUAUAUAGGACACUUCUAAAUCUCACUGCAUACUGCAUAAGAUGUCAUUAGGAUUCUGCACAGAUACAUUACAAAGUAGUCACACAGUAAUUCUAGAGUACUUCAUAGGAUGUCAUUAGAAUAACUUAGGACACUGUGAUGGAUUUCUAACUUGUUUGUAACACUGAUUCAAAGGAAAUUAUCUGUUUAUGAGGAAUAUAUACUUUUUAUUUGGGGAGUGGCCUAUGUAGAGGAAGGAAGAAGUGCAUUUUUCUGUGUACUAGUAGGAUUUGUGGACUAAGCCAGCAUUGUGCAUCUGUAUCAUGGUAUUUACUCUAGUAUUACUGGUUCAUGAAGUAGUAGUAGUAGUAGUAGUAGUAGUAGUGAAGAACCUGGAAGUAGUAGUGAUGAAGGACAUGGAAAGAGUAGUUAUGGAGGGCAUGGAAAGAGUAGUUAUGAAGGGCAUGGACAGUUACUUGAAUUGUGUGGAGGGUAAGGCAUGGAUCAGUGAGGGAUAGAAUCUGAAGUCAAAAGUACAAGCUCUUCAUGUCAAUCCAGAGGGCAUCUCUUGCUUAAAUAGUGGAAUAGUGUACACCAUAUUUACUCUGUGUGUUUUAUGUUUUGCAAAUACAAGACUGUCAGUAAUGAAACCUCACUAUCAAGUUUGAUUCACCAUACUGUAAAUUUUAUUGUGACACCAAAAUAUACUGUCUCUAAAUGCCUGAAAAUUGGCAAUAAAAUAUAUGAAGAGUA